GACACAUCCUUUAAUUAUUGACUGUAAUCGACUUAGCAACAAGGAAGAGUCUCCUCCUCCUCCCCUCCCCUGCCCUCCGAGACAAAAUGCGUCCCAGCCGCGCACCGACAUUCCUUUGUAUUUCCUUACUCUCCUUUACCGUCGCCAUUUCACAAGCUCGCAAUGCCUAUCCAUCACCCGCUCGUUUGAGGCACAAGAGGCUCGACUCUUCCCUGACGCUCUCCGAUUUAUUGGGGUCUCUUACCAGUAUUUCGAUUGAUACGUCGGUGGUUCUUCCUACUUCCGUGGCAUCCAUUCCGUUGCCUUCUGUCACACCCCAGACGUCCAUGCUUUCGCUCCCCACUUCUAUUCAGUCUAGCAUUCCCUUGGCGACACCUACGACUUCUACGUCACAGCCUGUAGCCGCGCUUACUUCUCAGUCACCGAAUCAGGUUGCAACAUCGUCUGCGGCGUCUACUACAACCUCUUCAUCCACCACUGCGGCGCAGUCUGCGACGUCGUCAACUUCCACGUCUGCACAUCUUGCUCCCGUCGCGACACAAUCUACAUAUUCAGGGUCCGGUGGCUCCGGGGAUUCCUCUGGUGUGACUGUGACCCUUACUACACCCGCUCCGAGCAGUUCGUCCUCUGCGUCCGGGCAGUCGUCAUCCGGUUUCUUUUCUAAUACUGGUGCAGUUGCCGGUACCUUCACUGUGGCCGGUCUUUUCGGACUUGCAGGUGUUAUCGGAGUUGGCAUGUUCAUUGCCAAACGCCGUCGUUCGAGACAAGAUGACGAUGACAUAGAAUUUUUCGACAAACAUCAUGUCGAAUCAGAACCUCAAUUUCAGUCGAGACAUACCAUCGAAGACGACCCCACCCCUACUGAGAUGGGUCACUACGGAGACCCGAUGGCUGUCUCUGCUCCUCCAGCCACAUAUUAUCCUGAUUAUGGCUAUGAUGCAACGCGCACUCCACACAUACAGGCUAGCUACUAUGGUCAGCACGCGUACGCUGCGCAAGGAUAUGGCUUCUCACAUCCCCAAGAUCUCGGGAACCUGCCAAAUCCACAUGAUUUUGUAGGCGUUGACCUCGGUCAACCGCACCCGUACUCUGGUGAUAUUCAAAACGUAUCGCAGCCAUCUAACCAGCAGACCUCGCAAAUGGUUCCUGUGGACAGCCCUGCGGAUCCCCGCCUGUCGGUAGACUCCUUCUAUACUGGCAUCGUUGAUACCCCCGGGCCUCCAGGCGAGGCCCUGUAGAAUUUGGUUCAUACUCUUCUCCGCUUAUUUGGUCCCAUCGUGGUGGUGUUCUUAUGGAUAUUUAUGCUUCUUUUAGCCUCUUCGUGACAUGUGUACUUACCAAUACAGAUCGCGCAACAUAACCCCCCCAGUUGUCAGUGCGUUCCGACGUCAAAGAGAUUAGGCAAAUGGCGAUAUAUAUAUUGUGAUACAUUAGUAGAUGGGAUCUUACAGUACUGUUUGAAAGGAUGCAAUGACUUUCGUCUUGUUUCCGACUCC
Messenger RNA from Pisolithus orientalis, 1496 nucleotides. RefSeq lists its product as uncharacterized. The coding region runs from base 87 to 1238 and encodes 383 amino acids. The transcript has 3 exons. NCBI's taxonomy places the organism in Eukaryota, Fungi, Basidiomycota, Agaricomycetes, Boletales, Pisolithaceae. The record is from RefSeq and is a predicted model, not a curated record.